AUGGUGGCGGACAUGAGAAAUAGAAUGAGCUUGUUUGUUCCUGGGCUGUCUCAGUUGUCAAGUAAGGAAGGUAGGGCUACAAUGCUUAUCAGGGACAUGGACAUAUCAAGGUUGAUAGUCUAUGUACAACAGGUUGAGGAAGAGAAGCUGAGGGACAGAGAAGAGUUCAGAAGUAAGAGAGCCAAGACCGGAAAUGAGUCCGGGCAGCAGAAAGGUAAUGCGAACCGUUCAUCCUUUCAACAAAGGCAAAGGGGACCUGCUCCAUCAGUUGUUAGAGCACCUGCACCCAGAUACAAAGGUUCCAUUCCUAAACCUCUAUGGAAUCUCACGAGUAUAGAGGGUUUGGACCUUGGUUAUAACUAUCUUGAAGGACCCAUUUCUGAUUUCUUUAGAUUUGGAAAGAUCAAGUUGAUAUAUCUUAGAAAUAACAACUUCGAUGGCCAACUUGACUUCAGAUGGAUGCAACUUAAUGCCUUAGAUUUUUCAUUCAAUUCCAUAACUGGUCCAAUUCCUUCUAAUGUAAGUAGUCUGCAAAACCUACAACUACUCCACUUGUCAUCAAAACCUUCCUGGAUAUUCUCCCUCCCUUCACUAUUUAAUUUAGACUUGGGUGAUAACCAUUUCAGUGGAAAUAUUCACGAGUUCAAGUCUAAAACAUUGUUUCAAGUUUCCCUAAAACAAAAUCAGCUGGAAGGUCCUAUUCCAAAGUCACUCCUAAACCAGAGUGAGCUAUAUUACCUUCUCCUUUCACACAAUAAUCUCAGUGGACAGAUCGCUUCAACCAUCUGCAAUCUGACAAUACUGUUAGUGCUAGAUUUGGGCAGCAAUAAUUUGGAGGGAACAAUCCCACUAUGUUUGGGUGAGGUGAGUGAACUUUCGGUUUUGGAUUUAAGCAACAAUAGUCUUAGCGGGACAAUUAAUACUAAUUUUAGUAUAGGAAACCAACUCAUGGUCAUCAAAUUUGAUGGGAAUAAGCUAGAGGGGAAAGUCCCACAAUCUUUGAUCAAUUGCAAAUAUUUGGAAGUUCUUGGUUUAGGUAACAAUGAGUUGAGUGACAUAUUUCCUAAAUGGUUGGGAGCCCUACCUGAGUUGCAGAUUUUGAACUUGAGAUCAAAUAAGUUCUAUGGCCCUAUAAAAGAUUCAAGGACUGACAACUUGUUUGCUCAAAUUCGAGUCAUAGAUCUCUCAUCCAAUAGAUUUAGUGGAGAUUUACCAGUGAGCCUUUUUGAGAAUUUUGAAGCCAUGAAAAUGAUUGGUAAGAACAGUGGAACCCGAGAGUAUGUAGCAGAUAUUCUUUCUGUUUAUUACACAAGUUCCUUUAUAGUGACAACAAAGGGACUGGAGCUAGAACUUCCUCGAGUUUUGACUACAAAUAUAAUCAUAAAUCUCUCUAACAACAGAUUUGAAGGUCAUAUCCCAAGCAUUAUUGGAGAUCUCGUUGGGCUUCGUAUGUUGAACUUAUCGCAUAAUCGCUUGGAAGGUCAGAUACCAGCAUCACUGCACCAAUUAUCUGUACUUGAAUCAUUGGAGCUCUCAUUAAACAAAAUCAGUGGAGAAAUUCCACAACAACUUGCAUCCCUCACAUUUCUUGCAGUCUUAAAUCUCUCUCACAAUCAUCUUGUUGGAUGCAUCCCCAAAGGAAAACAAUUUGAUACAUUUGAGAAUAGUUCAUACCAAGAAAAUGAUUGGUUACGUGGAUUGCCACUCUCAAAAGAUUGUGGCGGUGAUGAAGGGGUACCACAAACGACGAAUCCCAUUGAGCUAGAUGAAGAAGAAGAAGAAGAAGAAGAAUUGGCAGGCGGUUCUAAUGGGUUACGGUUGUGGACUUGUUAUUGGACUGUCCAUAAUAUACAUAAUGUUGUCAACUCAAUAUCCAGCAUGGUUUUCGAGGAUGGAUGUAAAAUUGGAACACAAAAUUCUUAUGAGAAUGAAAAGGCACAAGAAAAGACAUUAGUAUGUAACCUCCAGCAUUCAAGUCUACUGCAUUGCUGGGAUGUGAAUAAAAGCUUAUACUUUCAUAGUUUGUGA
Messenger RNA from Solanum stenotomum, 2028 nucleotides. Its product is annotated as receptor-like protein Cf-9 homolog. Gene Ontology annotation, molecular function: protein binding. The coding region runs from base 1 to 2028 and encodes 675 amino acids. The record is from RefSeq and is a predicted model, not a curated record. NCBI's taxonomy places the organism in Eukaryota, Viridiplantae, Streptophyta, Magnoliopsida, Solanales, Solanaceae. The transcript has 3 exons.